Messenger RNA from Polyodon spathula (Mississippi paddlefish), 1620 nucleotides. RefSeq names its product androgen dependent TFPI regulating protein 1 (gene adtrp1). NCBI's taxonomy places the organism in Eukaryota, Metazoa, Chordata, Actinopteri, Acipenseriformes, Polyodontidae. Gene Ontology annotation, cellular component: membrane; endomembrane system. The coding region runs from base 84 to 797 and encodes 237 amino acids. The transcript has 6 exons. The record is from RefSeq and is a predicted model, not a curated record.
UUUUUUUUGUUUGCAUUUCUUCCUUUGUUAAAAACAAAUAGAUACUGUAAAGGUAUUGGUAUAUCCGAUCUGACAGAGGAAAGAUGGCGGCUGCGAGUUUGGGGUGUAGGAUCACGGGCGUCAUUCAUUUUGUAAUAUUUUCUUGGUAUAUUUUCACGGUGUGGCACAACCUUUCGAUCACAGCCUCGGGGAGGCAUCCUGGGACGCAGUCAUACGGCGGUAGAUGGAAGUAUCUCACGUUUCUUGAUCUGCUCCUGCAAACAGUGUUCUUUGGUCUCUGCUUCCUGACUGAUGUGACUCGUCUCUUCUUUCCAAAAUUGGGCUGCGGGGGGCCCUCGUCUUUCCUCACCGAUUUGCGGGACACCAUCCUGGCAGUGCUGGCAUUCCCAGUGGGAUCUUUUGUGGUCCUGUCCUUCUGGCUGCUCUACGUGUAUGACCGGGAGCUGGUCUAUCCCAAACUCCUUGACGACAUCAUCCCGCAGUGGCUAAAUCAUGCCAUGCACACUGUAAUCCUGCCCUUGCUCCUUGUAGAGCUCUGUAUCAUACCUCAUCGCUUCCCUAGCCGGAGGAAAGGCAUUGUGGGACUGACCUUGUUUACUGGACUCUAUCUGGCCUGGGUAUUUUGGAUUCACCACGUCUCUGGAGUCUGGGUGUAUCCCAUCCUCGGAUUCCUAAGCCCAUUGGGACUGGCUGUCUUCCUGGCAGCCGCCUCCCUAAGCAUGGUUCCCCUGUACUUCCUGGGAGAGAAACUCAACAGGCUGCUAUGGGGAGAGCUGAAGAAGAAGAAAAAGAAGUAAGGCUGUUUCUUUGUCCCAGAGAGCUGCUGGUUUCAGAAGAAUGACUUCAAGCUGCACUGAUCCUGUGCCGGGAACUGAAGCUCACUGGCUAACAAUCGUUGCAUGAACUGAGGAAGAGAACAUGGAUUCUAACUGUCGGCACAACUGCAAUUAAUAACAGAACGACCACCACCUGAUGAAUAGGGUGCGUUCAAAACACUUUUUACAACAAGUUCAAAACCCUAAAAAUGAUUGGUUUUAAUUAUUGUUAAUCAAGCAAUCUUUAUUUUAUAUAGCACCUUUCAUAGUGGACCUCCAUCACAAAGCGCUUUUCAAGAUGCAGUAAAAACAAGCAAAUCCAUAAUACUUCAUAUACAGAAAAAUGUAUCAUACAUGAUGUAGCGGCAGCUAAUAGCAGAUAUCAGGCUUAGAGCAUGGAAAGCAAGAGAGAAAGAUGGGACCAUUUUAAUAUCAGCUAGAUUUAUUUCAGGCCCAGUGGGAUGUAUUGCAUUGUGAUAUGAAGGGAUUUAUGUGGGGGGAGCACCUUCCAGCAGAUGCAAAAGCACACGUUUGUUUUAUUUUAUUGUUUUACCUUGGGUAGGGUAGUCCUGGAUUAGUGCUAAUCAGGGUCUGUGACGUCAGUCCCUGCCUAUCCCUCUUUUCUUGAAUUGUCUACCACUUGUGUAUAUCGAAAGGAAAAAGAAUGAGAUUCUUGGUCAUUGUCACUUGUUUUGCAUGUGUUCUACCCUCCCAGGUUGUGAUCUAGACAUCUGUAAAGUGCCCUGCAUAUGAAAUAUAAUUGAAGAAUAAUGUAAUUUAAAAUAAAACACUGUGAUAUUGUUUA